GUGGCAAAGAGCGAUUCUCCGAGCACCAUAAGAUUACAAAUAAUCGAGGAUAGCUCUUGCGAUCAUCUGAACAAAUAUGAGAGGUAUUCAAAUAUUACAGCGGAGUGGGAGACAAGUCUGUCAAAUUCUUACAGUUCAAAGAUGUCAUUAUCAUGACAUGUCAAGGGCUUGUGUGAUUGGAACUGGUGCUGAAAACUUUCCUGAGUUUGAGGACAACAAGGCAAAGAUGGCCUCUGCUGUUCAAGACCUGGAAAACACUAUUGCCAGAAUAAAACAAGGUGGAGAUGAAAAAGCAAGGAAGAGACACACAUCUAAAGGAAAAUUGUUACCAAGAGACAGGAUAUCCUGCUUGUUGGACCCUGGUUCACCAUUUCUGGAAUUGUCUCAGUUGGCUGGACACAAGUUGUACGGUAAUGAAGAGGUGCCUGCUGGGGGAAUUAUCACUGGCAUCGGUAGAGUGUCAGGAGUAGAAUGUAUGAUUGUUGCAAAUGAUGCAACAGUUAAAGGUGGAACAUAUUACCCAAUAACAGUUAAAAAGCAUGUCAGGGCUCAGGAAAUUGCUCGGGAAAACAGGUUACCUUGUCUUUACCUUGUUGACUCAGGUGGAGCUAAUCUUCCAAGGCAGGCUGAAGUGUUUCCUGAUAAACUCCAUUUUGGUCGCAUAUUUUACAAUCAGGCGACUAUGUCAUCCAAAGGAAUUACUCAGAUAGCAGUAGUCCUUGGCUCUUGUACAGCUGGUGGUGCGUAUGUGCCUGCUAUGGCUGAUGAGAGCAUCAUUGUCAAACAUCAGGGGACUAUCUUUCUUGGAGGGCCACCCUUAGUUAAAGCUGCAACAGGGGAGGAGGUGUCUGCUGAAGAGCUGGGGGGUGCUGACUUACACUGCAAAACAUCUGGUGUGACAGAUUAUUAUGCUGUUGAUGAUUUUCAUGCCCUUCAACAAGCUCGACAGUGCAUUAAGAAUCUUAACUACCAGAAAACUUUACCAGUACAUGUACCAAGGGAACUUCCUAAGGAGCCUCUUUAUCCAGCUGAUGAUCUUUAUGGCAUCGUAGGUGACAACUUGAAGAAACCUUUUGACGUAAAAGAAGUUAUUGCAAGGAUCGUUGAUGGAAGUCAAUUUGAUGAAUUUAAAGCCAUGUAUGGAGACACUUUGGUGACAGGUUUUGCUCGAAUUCAUGGCUAUCCUGUAGGAAUCAUUGGAAACAAUGGAGUUUUGUUUUCUGAAUCAGCCCUUAAGGGAGCACACUUCAUACAGCUGUGUUGUCAGCGGAAAAUUCCUCUGCUUUUUUUGCAAAAUAUAACAGGUUUUAUGGUUGGUAAGGAUUACGAGGCUGGUGGUAUUGCCAAAAAUGGAGCAAAAAUGGUAACUGCUGUGUCGUGUGCACAGGUACCAAAGAUAACUGUUAUUAUAGGUGGCAGUUUUGGGGCUGGAAAUUAUGGAAUGUGUGGACGAGCUUACAGUCCCCGUUUUCUGUACAUGUGGCCAAAUGCUCGUAUUUCAGUGAUGGGAGGAGAACAGGCAGGAACAGUACUGGCUACUAUCACUAGAGACCAGAGGGCAAGGGAAGGAAAACAGUUGACAGCAGAAGAAGAAAAACAGAUAAAAGCUCCAAUAAUCUCGAGGUUUGAAGAAGAAGGCCAUCCUUACUUCUCGUCCGCCAGAUUAUGGGAUGACGGUGUUAUUGAUCCAGUGGACACGCGGACAGUCCUGGGACUCAGUUUAAGUGCGGCCUUGAAUGCACCAAUCGGUGAUCCCAAAUUUGGCGUGUUCAGAAUGUGAUUAGAAAUGCUUCUUAUAACCAGGCUGACUCUUCACAGGAUUUACCAACAGUGUCUCCACACUGUUAAUCCUCUUCUUUGUCGGACUGGCAUAAGAGUUUCUCCAAAUAUUGGAUCAUUGAUCGCUGGAUUAUCUUCAUUACGGACAAAACAUCCAGGAGCUUUUCAAUGUCAUCGAUCAUGCCGAGUGCCCAUGCAUACACAAUAUAGAGGAAACUUCUAAAGGACUCUACACGAAAAAAAAAUUGGAAAAAAUAUAGGGUAUGGCCAUUAGAACUGCCAUAAUCAGCCCAAACAUCGACUGGACAAUAUGUUUAGUUAAACGAUGUUGCACUCGAAUUUUUUAUGACGCACAAACAAACAAAGCAAACUUAGGGAAAAAAAACCUCAAAUAACUUCGUAUAUACUGUUGACAUUCUAAGUUAAGUAAUAAAAGUUAUAAAUAUUGUA
Pocillopora verrucosa is the source of this 2229-nucleotide messenger RNA. Its product is annotated as methylcrotonoyl-CoA carboxylase beta chain, mitochondrial. NCBI's taxonomy places the organism in Eukaryota, Metazoa, Cnidaria, Anthozoa, Scleractinia, Pocilloporidae. The record is from RefSeq and is a predicted model, not a curated record. Gene Ontology annotation, biological process: L-leucine catabolic process. Gene Ontology annotation, cellular component: methylcrotonoyl-CoA carboxylase complex; mitochondrion. Gene Ontology annotation, molecular function: methylcrotonoyl-CoA carboxylase activity.